AUGACCAUCAAAGGGUUAACAGGAUUCUAUGAUCACAGCCAAUCAGAGACUUACACAACUAAUCGAGAGCUCUACUGUGAUGGCUUCCCUGGAUGUUUGGAGGACAAUGGCAUUCCUAAGAAUUACCAGCACAUCCUGGCUUUGGCAUUUGCAGUAAAGGAAAUCAAUGAAAACCCACAAAUCCUACCCAAUCUCACCUUGGGCUUCCAUAUUUAUGAUAGCUACAACAAUGCUAGAAGUACGUAUCAGGCCACCAUGCUACUUCUAUCAGCAACUGAGAGACUGGUCCCCAACUAUCUAUGUAACAUCCAGGGUAAUCUCAUAGCUCUUUUUGGAGGACUGGAUGCCCAAAUCUCUUUUCCUGUGGCAACUAUCUUGGAUAUCUAUAAGAUUCCACAGCUUAUUUGUGGCUCUGCUCCAAUAAUGAAUGAUAAAACCCCAGGCCUUUUAUUUUAUCAGAUGUUUCCCCCAGAACCUCUUCAGUAUAGCGGGAUUGUCUCUCUGCUCUUACAUUUUAAUUGGACAUGGAUUGGAAUCCUUAUUAUGGAUAAUGAGAUGGGAGAAAAAUUUAUAGAAACAGCGAUUCCUCUUUUUUCCAAAAAAGGGGUUUGUGUUUCUUUCGUUCAACGGUUUCACAAAUUAACUGAGUUCAACAGACUUGCAGGCAUGCUUCAACAGGGGGCAAAAGUCUAUGAUUAUGUCAUGGGUGGUAAAGCUAAUGUAUUGUUAUUCAAUGGAGAAUCCUUUACUAUGGGCUAUUUCCUAUGGCUACAAUAUAUUCCAAAUAUAGAGGAGGUGAGCAGUAAACCAAAAGGUAUUGUGUGCAUAAUGCCUGCACAGCUGGAAUUCAAUUUAAUCCCUUUUCAACGUGCUUGGAGUAUCAAAAUAAUUGAUGGUGCCCUUUCCUUCACAGUUCAUUCCCCUGCUCUACCAGAGUUCAAAUCAUUUGCUGAGAUACAAAACCCCUUCAGUGCAAAGGAAGAUGGAUUUAUCAAACAGUUCUGGCAAGAAGCCUUUGACUGUGUAUUCCCAGAUACAAUUCUGAGUUACGAGCAUGAGAAUAUUUGCAGUGGAAAAGAAAGUUUGGCGAAUCUUCCUGGAACCUUUUUUGAAAUGGACAUGACUGGCCAUAGCUACAGUGUCUACAAUGCUAUUUAUGCCAUAGCUGAUGCUUUACAUGCUCUGUUUUCUUCUAGAAAUGCUGACAGGUCAAUGAUGAAUACAAUAGGAAGGAAAAUUCAUAAUCAAGAUGUCUGGCAGCUCCACUACUUUCUGAGAAGUGUUGCUUUUAACAAUAGUGCUGGGGAACAGAUUUUCUUUGACCAGAAUGGGAUUCUGGCAAUUGGAUUUGAUAUUCUCAACUUGAUUGCUUUUCCAAACAAAUCUUUUCUUCAUGUGAAAGUUGGAAGCGUGGAUCAUUCAGCUCCCUCAGAUAAAAUAUUAACCAUCAGUGAUGAGAUGAUUACAUGGCACAGCUGGUUUAACCAGGUCCAACCUAUUUCUGUCUGCAGUGAGAGUUGUAAUCCUGGUUUCAGCAAGCAGAAACUCAAAUUGUUCUAUAUAUUACAAUGUCAUGCUGGAUGGUUAUACAGAAUAUUAGUGAGAAUUCAAUCUCAUUUCUUAUUUUUUUCAGACAAAAAUGAAUGUACUAGAUGCAAAGACAAAUACUAUCCAAACAAAAAACAUGAUUUUUGUAUUCCCAAAACUAUUAGUUUCUUGACUUAUGAAGAACCUUUAGGGAUCAGUUUAGCUUGUAUUGCUGUUUCUUUUUCUUUAUCCACUGUUCUUGUACUUGGAGCAUUUAUGAGGUACCACAACACUCCCAUUGUCAUAGCCAACAACCGGGACCUAACCUAUAUACUCCUCAUUGCUCUGCUACUCUGUUUCCUUUCGGCAUUGCUCUUCAUUGGCCAACCAAGAAAAUUAAGUUGUCUUCUCAGACAAAAAAUGUUUGGAAUGGUUUUUUCAAUGGCUGUUUCUUCUGUCUUGGCAAAGACCAUCACAGUAGUUCUGGCUUUUAUGGCCACCAAACCAGGAUCCAGAAUGAGAAAAUGGGUGGGGAAAAAAAUGACUAAUUCCAUUGUUAUUUCCUGUUCCCUGACCCAAGCAGGCAUUUGUACUCUCUGGCUGGUAAUAGGUCCCCCCUUUCCAGAUGUUGAUAUGAUCUCAGUGACUGAAGAAAUUAUCCUGCAAUGUAAUGAAGGCUCCGUGACCAUGUUUUAUUGUGUCCUUGGCUAUAUGGGUUUCCUGGCUCUUAUCAGCUUCAUCACAGCUUUUCUUGCCAGGAAAUUACCUGACACUUUCAAUGAAGCCAAGUUCAUCACCUUCAGCAUGUUGGUCUUUUGCAGUGUUUGGUUGUCCUUUGUCCCAGCAUACCUGAGUUCCAAAGGGAAAUACAUGGUGGCUGUGGAGAUUUUUUCCAUCUUAGCCUCUGGUGCUGGGCUUUUGGUUUGCAUCUUUUUCCCCAAAUGUUAUAUCAUUGUGUUUUGGCCAGACCUGAACAACAAGGAACAAUUAAUGAGAAGAAAAGACUGA
Messenger RNA from Crotalus tigris (Tiger rattlesnake), 2535 nucleotides. RefSeq names its product vomeronasal type-2 receptor 26-like. Gene Ontology annotation, biological process: G protein-coupled receptor signaling pathway. Gene Ontology annotation, cellular component: membrane. The record is from RefSeq and is a predicted model, not a curated record. The transcript has 7 exons. Gene Ontology annotation, molecular function: G protein-coupled receptor activity. Bases 1 to 2535 code for a protein of 844 amino acids. Lineage: Eukaryota; Metazoa; Chordata; Lepidosauria; Squamata; Viperidae.